Messenger RNA from Rhizoctonia solani, 342 nucleotides. Its product is annotated as lysine decarboxylase. The transcript is spliced from 3 exons. The record is from RefSeq and is a predicted model, not a curated record. Gene Ontology annotation, molecular function: hydrolase activity, hydrolyzing N-glycosyl compounds. Gene Ontology annotation, biological process: cytokinin biosynthetic process. Gene Ontology annotation, cellular component: cytosol. NCBI's taxonomy places the organism in Eukaryota, Fungi, Basidiomycota, Agaricomycetes, Cantharellales, Ceratobasidiaceae. The coding region runs from base 1 to 342 and encodes 113 amino acids.
AUGGCCACACAUAGUGGUGCAUUUAUAGGCCUACCGGGAGGAUACGGGACAUUUGAAGAGGUUCUAGAGGUUGUGACAUGGAAUCAGUUGGGGAUACACUUAAAACCGGUCAUUGUGAUCAAUGCUCGAGGGUACUACGAGCCCCUAAAACUACUCAUUCAAAACGGUGUUCAAGAAGGAUUCAUCAAAUCUGCCAAUGCCUCCCUGGUUACGAUCCUUGAUCCUCCGGCGGACGGUGACUGGGGGAAGGCUUUAGUUCAGGUUCUAGGAACAUGGAAGCCAGACGAGACAGCUGGAUACAAAUGGAACUGGAGCCAGACCCAGGCUUCCAAGGAAGCAUAG